GGCCGAGGCGCGCAGCAUGGAGUGGGGUUACCUGUUGGAAGUGACCUCUUUGCUGGCCGCCUUGGCGCUGUUGCAGCGCUCGAGCGGUGCGGCGGCUGCCUCGGCUAAGGAGCUGGCUUGCCAAGAGAUCACCGUGCCGCUGUGCAAGGGCAUCGGCUACAACUACACCUACAUGCCCAACCAGUUCAACCACGACACGCAGGACGAGGCGGGCCUUGAGGUGCACCAGUUCUGGCCGCUAGUAGAGAUCCAGUGCUCGCCCGACCUCAAGUUCUUCCUGUGCAGCAUGUACACGCCCAUCUGCCUGGAGGACUACAAGAAGCCCCUGCCUCCUUGCCGCUCGGUCUGCGAGCGCGCCAAGGCCGGCUGCGCACCCCUCAUGCGCCAGUACGGCUUCGCCUGGCCCGACCGCAUGCGCUGCGACCGGCUGCCGGAGCAGGGCAACCCCGACACGCUGUGCAUGGACUACAACCGCACCGACCUCACCACAGCCGCACCCAAUCCGCCGCGCCGCCUGCCGCCGCCGCCCCCGGGUGAGCAGCCGCCCUCCGGCAGUGGCCACGGCCGCCCGCCCGGGGCCAGGCCCCCGUCCCGCGGCAGGGGCGGUGGCGGCGUGGACGCAGCGGCGCCCCCCACGCGCGGCGGCGGCGGCGGCGGCGGCGGGAAGGCGCGGCCCCCUGGCGGCGGCUCCGCUCCCUGCGAGCCGGGCUGCCAGUGCCGCGCGCCCAUGGUGAGCGUGUCCAGCGAGCGGCAUCCCCUCUACAACCGCGUCAAGACCGGCCAGAUUGCCAACUGCGCGCUGCCCUGCCACAACCCCUUCUUCAGCCAGGACGAACGCGCCUUCACCGUCUUCUGGAUCGGCCUGUGGUCUGUGCUGUGCUUCGUGUCCACCUUCGCCACCGUCUCCACCUUCCUCAUCGACAUGGAGCGCUUCAAGUAUCCUGAGCGGCCCAUUAUCUUCCUGUCGGCCUGCUACCUCUUCGUGUCUGUCGGCUACCUGGUACGCCUGGUGGCGGGCCACGAGAAGGUGGCAUGCAGCGGCGGCGCGCCCGGAGCGGGCGGUACGGGAGGCGCGGGCGGCGCGGCGGCGGCAGCGGGCGCGGGCGCGGCGGGCGCGGGCGCGGGUGGCCCUGGCGGGCGCGGCGAGUACGAAGAACUGGGCGCUGUGGAGCAGCACGUGCGCUACGAGACCACGGGCCCAGCGCUGUGCACCGUGGUCUUCUUGCUCGUCUACUUCUUCGGCAUGGCCAGCUCCAUCUGGUGGGUGAUCCUGUCGCUCACGUGGUUCCUGGCAGCGGGCAUGAAAUGGGGCAAUGAGGCCAUCGCUGGCUACUCGCAGUACUUCCACCUGGCCGCGUGGCUCGUGCCCAGCGUCAAGUCUAUCGCCGUCCUGGCGCUCAGCUCCGUGGACGGCGACCCGGUGGCCGGCAUCUGCUACGUGGGCAACCAGAGCCUCGACAACCUGCGCGGCUUCGUGCUAGCGCCGCUCGUCAUCUACCUCUUCAUCGGCACCAUGUUCCUGCUGGCCGGCUUCGUGUCGCUCUUCCGCAUCCGCUCAGUCAUCAAGCAGCAGGGCGGCCCCACCAAGACGCACAAACUGGAGAAGCUCAUGAUCCGCCUGGGUCUCUUCACCGUACUCUACACCGUGCCCGCCGCCGUCGUGGUCGCCUGCCUCUUCUAUGAGCAGCACAACCGCCCGCGCUGGGAGGCCACGCACAACUGCCCAUGUCUGCGGGACCUGCAGCCAGACCAAGCGCGCCGGCCCGACUACGCCGUCUUCAUGCUCAAGUACUUCAUGUGCCUCGUGGUGGGCAUCACCUCGGGCGUGUGGGUCUGGUCCGGCAAGACUCUCGAGUCGUGGCGCGCCCUGUGCACCCGCUGCUGCUGGGCCAGCAAGGGUGCUUCGGGGGGCGCUGGCGCUGGGGUCGCAGGGGGGGGUGGGGUGCCGGGAGGUGGUGGGGGCGUGGGGUCCGGUGGGGGCGGGGUCCCGGGCGGUGGGGCGGGAUCCCUCUACAGCGACGUCAGCACCGGCCUGACGUGGCGAUCUGGCACGGCCAGCUCCGUGUCUUAUCCAAAGCAAAUGCCAUUGUCCCAGGUCUGAGAGGAGGGGAGGGGGCACCCGGAAGGAAUGGGGAGGGGGGCGAGGAAACAGUGCAGCGAAGGGACACUCGACGGGCUGAGGUUCCCACCCCUUCACCGUGUUGAUUGCUAUUAGCAUGAUAAUGAACUCUUAAUGGUAUCCAUUAGCUGGGACUUAAAUGACUCGCUUAGAACAAAGUACCUGGCAUUGAAGGCUCCCAGACCCAGCCCCCUUUCCUCCAUUGAUAUGCGUGGAGCUCCUCCCGCCAGGCGUUAAUCUCUGUUGGCAGCGGAGGGUGGACUCUGCUGCUGCGUUUCAGAACGCAAGGUUUGUAGCCCUCGCUGGUUGCCAUUUGAUGAGCUUGAAGCCAGAUCUACAGAUUUCACCUUGAGGGACCUGUUUUUCUCCCUCUACUCUCCUACGUAAAUUCUUACUCCUAACAUAUCCUAGAGGAGGGAUGACCGCGACCUAAUGGAAUUGCACGGUUUGGGUAUUCUUAAUGACCAGGCAAAUGCCUUAAAUAAACAAACAAGAAAUGUCUUAAUUAUACACCCCAAGUCAAUACGGGUUUCUUACAUUAGAGGAUGUAUUUAUAUAAUUAUUUGUUAAAUUGUAAAAAUGUGUAAAAUAUGUACAUAUUCAAAGAUAUACAGUCUGUACAUUUUUUUUUGUAAAAAGUUUAGAGGCCACCCCUGUAAGAACAAAUAUAAGUAUUCUAUUUUGUCAAUAAAAUGACUUUUGAUAAAUGA
Molecule: messenger RNA, 2829 nt
Organism: Felis catus (domestic cat)
Lineage: Eukaryota; Metazoa; Chordata; Mammalia; Carnivora; Felidae
Gene: FZD8
Product: frizzled class receptor 8
Exons: 1
Coding region: 17-2101 (694 amino acids)
Biological process (GO): non-canonical Wnt signaling pathway; canonical Wnt signaling pathway
Cellular component (GO): plasma membrane
Molecular function (GO): Wnt receptor activity; Wnt-protein binding
Source: RefSeq, a predicted model, not a curated record